ACUCGAAACAACUCAGCCGAGUUCACACGAAUGUUGAUAAGAACGAAAACACAAAAAACAUAGUCGCAAAUCACCAAUGGGUACCCUUACCCUGUCUCUUCUGAAACACUACACGCCAUUUUCCACCACACUCUUCACCCACUCAUCUCGAACGCUUUCCCCCGGUCACCUUUCCGCCGUAUUCCGAAGAAAGAAUCUUCCUUCCUUCCGCGCCAUCUCAUCUUCCUCUCAGCCGUUAACUGCGGAGAAAAAUUCCCACGACGGUGGUGAAAAUUCCCGCUCAAAGAGUCCUUCGCCGGAAGUAUGGCUCCACAACACAAUGAGUAAAAAGAAAGAGCUUUUUAAACCCAAAGUGGAAAAGAAAGUUGGAAUGUAUGUUUGUGGUGUUACUGCUUAUGAUCUUAGCCAUAUUGGUCAUGCUCGUGUUUACGUCAAUUUCGAUCUUCUUUACAGAUAUUUUAAGCACUUGGGAUUUCAAGUUUGUUAUGUUCGCAAUUUUACUGAUGUAGAUGACAAGAUAAUUGCUAGAUCGAAGGAGUUAGGAGAAGAUCCAAUCAGUUUGAGUCGACGCUAUUGUGAAGAGUUCUGUCAAGACAUGGUAACUCUUAAUUGUUUGCCUGCUACCGUGGAACCGAAAGUGUCUGAGCACAUGCCCCAAAUCAUUGAAAUGAUUGAGAAGAUUCUUAAUAAUGGGUAUGCAUACGAUGUUGAUGGGGAUAUAUACUUUAAUGUAGAAAAAUUUCCAGAAUAUGGGAAAUUAUCAAGUCGAGGUCUAGAAGAUAAUCGAGCUGGUGAGAGGGUUGCUGUUGAUUCAAGGAAGAAAAAUCCUGCUGAUUUUGCUCUUUGGAAGUCUACAAAACCAGGGGAGCCAUUUUGGGAGAGUCCCUGGGGUCCUGGAAGACCUGGGUGGCAUAUUGAAUGCAGUGCUAUGAGUGCAGCUUAUCUUGGUUACUCUUUUGACAUCCACGGUGGAGGGAUUGACCUUGUAUUUCCUCACCAUGAAAAUGAAAUUGCUCAGAGUUGUGCUGCUUGUAGUAAAAGUGAUAUUAGUGUUUGGAUGCACAAUGGUUUUGUCACCAUUGACUCGGUGAAGAUGUCUAAAUCUCUGGGAAACUUUUUCACAAUACGGCAGGUUGUAGAUGUUUACCAUCCGUUGGCUUUGAGAUAUUUUUUGAUGAGUGCUCAUUAUAGAUCUCCCAUGAACUACUCUAAUAUACACCUUGAAAGUGCUUCAGACCGUGUUUUUUAUAUAUACGAGACAUUACACGAAUGUGAAAGCUUUCUGAAGCAGCAUGAUCAGACAGUUAGGAAGGAUUCCGUCCCACCAGAUACGUUGAGUAUUAUCGGUAACUUCUAUGAUGUUUUUCGGACCUCAAUGUCUGAUGAUCUUCACACUCCAGUUGCAUUGGCCGGAAUGUCUGACCCACUAAAAUUAAUUAACGACUUGCUGCAUACUCGCAAGGGAAAAAAACAGCAAUUUCGAAUAGAAUCACUUGCAGCUUUGAAGAAAAGCAUUGGGGAUGUCCUUACUGUUUUAGGUCUCAUGCCUUCAAGUUAUUAUGAGGUUUUACAGCAGCUUAAGGAGAAAGCUCUUAAUCGUGCAAACCUGACAGAAGAUGAAAUCUUGAAGAAGAUCGAAGAACGGGAUGCUGCUAGAAUACAAAAGGAGUAUGCCAAAUCCGAUUCCAUAAGGAAAGGUUUGGCUGUUCUUGGUAUUGCUCUUAUGGAUAGUCCGAAUGGCACAACUUGGAGGCCUACCAUUCCUCUUCCGCUUCAAGAACAACUCUAGUCAAAAUAAGCAUCAGGUAUAAGGAUAUGGCUCUUAAUCCUUGACGCCUUAAAAGAUGUGAAUUAUAAUUUUUGUUUUGAUAAAAAAAAUUGUCACGAGGUUAGUGUUUUGUUCCUGGUGGUCAUUAUUGAAUUAAUUAUUCUUUUAAACCUUUGUGGCCUUUUUGUAGAAUAUUCAUAAUUAACUCCAAUGAAAUGACAAGUUAUUAUUUGAAAUUUAAGAUCGUAAAUCAAUUUAGAGUUC
Messenger RNA from Medicago truncatula (barrel medic), 2032 nucleotides. RefSeq names its product cysteine--tRNA ligase, chloroplastic/mitochondrial. Gene Ontology annotation, molecular function: ATP binding; cysteine-tRNA ligase activity. The transcript is spliced from 9 exons. The record is from RefSeq and is a predicted model, not a curated record. The coding region runs from base 77 to 1789 and encodes 570 amino acids. NCBI's taxonomy places the organism in Eukaryota, Viridiplantae, Streptophyta, Magnoliopsida, Fabales, Fabaceae. Gene Ontology annotation, cellular component: cytoplasm. Gene Ontology annotation, biological process: cysteinyl-tRNA aminoacylation.